GGAUUUGGGGCCCGCUGGCGCGGCGCCCGGCCGAGGGCACCCCAGGCGCCGAAUAGGCCGCGCCUCCUCCCGGAACUGGCCCGCGCCGCAGGGCGGGAGGAGCGGCAGGAGCCCGGCUAUCGCACGCCGCGGGCCAUGGAGGUCCUUCCCGCAGGCGGGGGCCGGAUGGGGCGCCCGGAGCCGGGGGCAGGGCCGGAGGACGCGGAGGAGGAAGCGGUUCCCGGAGUGCCCGGAGCCCCGUGCCUGCAAGGGACGCCGUCGGCGGAGCGGCUUCGGGGCUCUCGGGACUCCUGGGGGGCGGAGGAGGACCCGGAGUCCGGCGAGCCGCGGGACGGCCGGACCAGCCGCACGGCGUCCCUGGUGAGCGGGCUGCUCACCGAGCUGUACAGCUGCGCCGAGGAGGAGGAGGCGGUGGGCGCGGGCCGCGGGCCCGGGGGUCGCCAGCGGCGCCGCGACAGCCUGGACAGCUCGACGGAGGCUUCCGGCUCCGACGUGUUCCUGGGCGGCCGCGGCAGCGCCGGCGACUCGCGCGUGCUGCAGGAGCUGCAGGAGCGGCCGAGCCAGCGGCACCAGAGGCAGUACCUGCGGCAGAAAGACACUAAUGAACUGAAGACAAUCCUUCAAGAGCUAAAGUACAGAAUUGGCAUUCAGUCGGCAAAGUUACUUCGGCAGCUGAAGCAAAAAGACAGGCUUCUGCACAAAGUACAGAGAAACUGCGACAUUGUGACUGCAUGCUUGCAGGCUGUGUCCCAGAAGCGAAGAGUUGAUACAAAGUUGAAGUUCACUCUUGAGCCAUCUUUAGGUCAAAAUGGUUUUCAGCAGUGGUAUGAUGCUCUGAAGGCAGUUGCCAGGCUGUCAACAGGUAUACCAAAGGAAUGGAGGAGAAAGGUUUGGUUGACUUUGGCAGAUCAGUAUUUGCACAGUAUAGCUAUUGAUUGGGACAAAACCAUGCGUUUCACUUUCAAUGAAAGGAGUAAUCCUGAUGAUGACUCGAUGGGAAUUCAGAUAGUCAAGGAUCUUCACCGCACAGGCUGCAGUUCCUACUGUGGCCAGGAGGCUGAGCAGGACAGGGUUGUGUUAAAACGGGUCCUGUUGGCCUAUGCCCGAUGGAACAAGAAUGUUGGGUACUGCCAAGGCUUUAACAUCCUGGCUGCUCUAAUUCUGGAAGUAGUGGAAGGCAACGAAGGGGAUGCACUGAAGAUUAUGAUUUACCUUAUUGAUAAGGUACUUCCUGAAAGUUAUUUUGUCAAUAACCUCCGGGCUCUAUCCGUGGACAUGGCUGUCUUCAGGGAUCUCUUGAGCCUGAAGCUCCCCGAGUUAUCUCAGCACCUGGACACUCUUCAGAGAACCGCGAACAAGGAAAGUGGAGGUGGCUAUGAGCCUCCACUCACGAACGUCUUCACGAUGCAAUGGUUUCUGACUCUCUUUGCUACGUGCCUCCCUCACCAUACGGUCUUCAAGAUCUGGGAUUCAGUCUUCUUUGAAGGUUCGGAAAUCAUCUUGAGAGUGUCGUUGGCCAUCUGGGCAAAAUUGGGAGAGCAGAUAGAAUGCUGUGAGACAGCAGAUGAAUUCUACAGCACCAUGGGGCGCCUUACCCAGGAGAUGCUAGAGAAUGACCUUCUGGAAAGCCAUGAACUCAUGCAGACUGUUUAUUCUAUGGCUCCAUUCCCUUUCCCACAGUUGGCGGAGUUGAGGGAAAAGUACACCUACAACAUUACACCAUUCCCAGCCACAGUUAAACCCACCUCUGUUUCUGGACGGCAUGGGAAGGUCAGAGACAGUGAUGAAGAGAAUGACCCAGACGAUGAAGAUGCUGUCGCUACUGCCGUGGGGUGUCUUGGACCGUUCAGUGGGCUCCUGGCACCUGAACUGCAGAAGUACCAAAAGCAGAUCAAAGAACCGAAUGAAGAGCAGAGUCUGCGGUCUAACAACAUCGCGGAGCUGAGUCCGGGAGCGAUCAAUUCCUGUCGGAGUGAGUACCACGCGGCCUUCAACAGCAUGAUGAUGGAGCGCAUGACCACGGACAUCAACGCGCUGAAGCAGCAGUAUUCUCGGAUUAAGAAGAAGCAGCAGCAGCAGGUCCACCAGGUGUACAUCCGGGCAGGCCCUGCAGAAGAAAAAGUCCACGGGUUCCUUUUAGGUACCAAGAACCAGGCAGCUGAUGACAAAGGGCCAGUGACCAGCAUUCUCCCGUCUCAGGUGAACAACUCUCCAGUUAUCAACCACCUUCUUUUAGGAAAGAAGAUGAAAAUGUCAAACAGACCUGCCAAGAACGCCGUCAUCCACAUCCCUGGUCACAUGGGAGGCAAGAUGUCUCCUGUCCCCUACGAAGACCUGAAGACAAAGCUCAAUUCGCCGUGGCGGACUCACAUCCGAGUCCACAAAAAGACCAUGACGAGGACCAGGAGUCAGCUGGGCUGCGGGGACACCGUCGGGCUGAUCGAGGAGCAGAAUGAGGGAUGCAAGACUAGCAGCCUGGGGGCAGCAGAGGCCUCCUCCAGUGGGGCAGCCGCCGGAAGGGAGGGUAGCUGCUCCGGAAGCAGCACAGGGCGGACGAUCGAAGGGCGGUCCCCAGAGCCCGCGUUGGGGGAGGCUGAUGCCGACGUGUCUGAGGUCCAGGUGAAGUUAGAAGCCCUGGAACUGAGCCAGAGGGAUGCAGCUGCAGGCCCGGAGCCCAAGGCACACCAGCCCUGCCCACCGCCCUUCUCAGAGCUGUCUGAGGCCCCCGGUGAAAACAGAGCCCCUAGCAAGCCUCCCCAGGGCAGCCACCCGAAAGCACCCAUCUUCAGCCCUUUCCCCAGCGUCAAACCGCUGCGGAAGUCAGCCACCGCCAGGAAUUUGGGAUUGUAUGGUCCUACCGAAAGAACCCCCACCGUGCACUUUCCUCACAUGAGCAGGAGCUUCAGCAAAUCGGGGGGUGGAAGCAGUGGUACAAAGAAACGAUGAUGGCCCACGGUAGCUGAUUCUCCAUUCACCUUCUCCCAGCGGCCUAAGGAUUCCAGCUGAAUGGCUCCAAAAGCGUUUUGACUGCCCCGUGAAAACGAGUCGACAGGUUCAGAGAUGAACACCGGGACAUGGAACUGCGAACUAGAACUUUGAGAAUGGGAGCUCGAAAGGGUCCGUCUUCCCCACCUAUCGAUCACGGAUCCAGUGAAUUCUUGUGGCAGAAUAAAUAGCGUAGUUUUCAAGUGUGACGUUUUCCCAGUUUUUCAUUGUGACUUGUUUAGACAAGACUGUGAAUCUGGACUGUUAACCCCUCUUCCUUCUUCCUGUUCUGAGGACCUGCAGGGGUCCCCGUGACCACCCUCCCCUCAAAUCUUCUGGUUCCCUGGGUGUUUCCGACCCCAGAGCACGCACACGCUAACUUACUAGAAUAGAAACUGUAAAAAGGAAGUAAGUUUCUUUAUUGCAAAAAACUUCUUAAUUUCCCUCUUCCAGUCCCACCGAGGGAAUGUGUGUGUGUGUGUGUGUGUGUGUGUGUUUCUUUAGUAGUUUCUUUCAGCCAAGCUCAAGAUUUUUUUUUUUAAUUCUUACGCUAAAGUGCAGGAGAAGAAUGUAGAUAGCCAUUCUUCCCGGUUCUGUCUGCAAAAUGAAGAAAACCUGUAUCUGCUGAAAUUUAGGUUGGUACAACAACUUGAAGAUCUUAUGCAGAGAACACACAUGGGAUGGGUAUCCAACCAUCGGCCUGAGUAGCGGGCUGAUUCCACGAAGCUUUCUGUCCUCUGAUGAAGAGUUCAGGUCCUCAGUGCGGGGAGGACGUGAUGGGCUCUGCGGAGCUUGUCCUGUGUCUUCCGCCCCCUAGUCACUCACCUACCAGCUCUCCUUUCGGGUCGCAGCGGGGCCCCCGUAGUUCUGUUACUUGAAUCUUGUGCUUUUUUGAUUGAAGUGCUUUGUUGAGUUUUUUGCUACUUGAACCCUGCCUUUCUUUGGAGAAGGCAUUUGUGCUUUCUAGCUCUCUCUUCCCCACCUGGCUGCCGGUCCCCGCGGGCAGAGACGACACCUGUUUUUCCACUAUGCAGAUGGGAACUCUGAGCCACAGCAGAAUGAAGGAGUAGUUCAGACGCACAAGUUGAACUCUCCUGGUAUUCAGUGUGACUCCCUCACGUCUCCGGAGGCGGAUUUAAUGCUCCUUGUGCACAGAUGCAUUGGUACGUAGGUUCUGAAAACCACCACCAGGAAGCCAUUCAUUCUGCUCCCUCCUGACUCAAAAGACCUCCCUCCAGAUGCUUCAGAGUCCUGUGAUGGCAUUUCACAAAACCAGCACUAACCCUUUAACCCCCCAAAGUCGUUCAUUUUAAAAAGGCUUCAUGCAGCUGUCAUUCCUCUGAACAAAGGCUCACUCCUCAGUCUCCUUCUCUUACUAUCAUUAGAAGAAUAGAUGCGGCAUCAUUACCCUCAUUUUUGAAAGACCUUGGCCGUGCUGGCUGGCAUAUCGUUGAUGCAGUUGAUGUUAAUUUGAGCUAAUUGGGUUGCCAGUUCUGAAACCAAAGCUGUAAUUCUAGAGAGGGCUUUUACUAGGAGAGGUAUUAAUUUUUGUAAUAGAGAAUGUGGUUGUGUGGGCUCUUUUGAACAGCAAAACACAAGAAGGACAUACAGCGAGAAAAGCCAUUUUAUUCCUUCUGUGGUAUUUUUACCCCCAAAGGAGCUAAAGAUGGAAAAUGUGACGAAUAAGUCAUUGCAGUUCUGGUCUUGAAUUCUGUGCCAUCUGAAGUUAGCAUGCGGCUUCUUAAAAAGCAGCGUUGCCCACCACCUCUGUCUUGGGAAGAGCGGAGGUGGAAUGCUGGGCUUACUUUGCAUUCCACCCUCGGGGGACGAGACCCACUGCAUUUUCCAAAGUUAAGCAAAUGACAUGAUUUACCUCCAUCUGCUAAAACUUUACAGACAAGAUCAUUCCACCUUAGGUUCUUAUCUCCUCCCCCGACCUGCAUGAGUCAUAACAGACUCAUCCCUUUGAGGGAUAUCUGACUCCAGUAGAGAAUUGUUCUUUCUUUUCUUGCAGCCCCUUGAGGAUCUUGUUUCGGGGGUGGGGUCUGGGAGAAGGCUGCUUACCAUCCUUAGUCUGCUGCUCUUGCUGCCUGUAAAGCAUCUUGGUAUUACCAGCGUGUGCCCUGCCCAUUCCCGGCUCUGGUCUUUCUGAGAAAGGGCUGGAUGAGCCGGCACAGGCUUGGGAGUAAGUAUUGACCCCCAAUGAAGGAACAAAGACAUGAAAGUGUAAUAGCCCUUUGAGGUAAAAAUGGCCUUGUCAGGAUUUUAAAAACCGGAGGAUUUCUGUCGAAGCGCUCUCUGUACCGAUAACGUGCGUGCCUUGUACCAUGUACUCAUGAUGUGAAUCGGGCAAUUUUGGAGCCGUGCCUGCUUCUGAAAAUGAAGACCGGUGGCGUUGCCUCUACCACACAGCAGAUGCAAAGACCAAUGUGGACCUGUUAUCGUCCCUGUAGACUAGACGCUGUAUGCAAGCACCAGAAGUACUUGAUGGGUAGCGGUUUCUUUAUUUCUAGCCACGUCUGUCCCCUGUCAACACUUGUGCGGGGAGUCGACACCUUCCAAUGCUUCUGCACCUCAGUCCUCUUACAAAAGCCUCCAGAUGAUUUAACCCUAGUUUGUAAUGUUGACCUCUGGGCUGUCAGUGUUUGAAACAUUGUAUUCCUUUUUUGGGUCUCUGUUGUUCUGGAGAAUUGUACUGAUUACAGAGAUAUGUGCAUAAAGAUUCUCAUUGUUGUAGCUGUUGUGCCGUUUUCUCUCAGAGCGCAUGCGUAGAAUACUGUCAUGCCCUUAACAUUCCCCUUCCUCUCCAGCCUUUUCCCUCCAUGGUCACCAUCCAGGGAACCCGCCCUGUAAGCUCCAUCUCCUCCAGUCUGAUCACUGGGUUAAAGGUGGCCUAUGACCUUUGGAGAACUUGGCAGAAUGGCGGGUUCCUAUGAGUAAAUGGAGAGUUUAUUUAAGAAUGCGCGUGUGAAUGUUCAUGUGUGUAUAAAAUUAACCUUUAGAUUUGUCAUUUUCCUUUGUUUAAAUAAAACAAAACAAUAAGAAUGCAA
Molecule: messenger RNA, 6035 nt
Organism: Mustela lutreola (European mink)
Lineage: Eukaryota; Metazoa; Chordata; Mammalia; Carnivora; Mustelidae
Gene: TBC1D30
Product: TBC1 domain family member 30
Exons: 14
Coding region: 136-2946 (936 amino acids)
Cellular component (GO): endoplasmic reticulum
Source: RefSeq, a predicted model, not a curated record